This is a messenger RNA of Cyphellophora europaea CBS 101466, 735 nucleotides long. RefSeq lists its product as uncharacterized. The record is from RefSeq and is a predicted model, not a curated record. Gene Ontology annotation, molecular function: hydrolase activity. The transcript is spliced from 2 exons. The coding region runs from base 1 to 735 and encodes 244 amino acids. Lineage: Eukaryota; Fungi; Ascomycota; Eurotiomycetes; Chaetothyriales; Cyphellophoraceae.
AUGUUGUCCAUUCGGUUUGCCAAGCUCGCGGCGCUCUUCGCUGCUGUUUCUACUGUUGUGGCAGCACCAGCCCAAAAGAGACAGGAUAGCUGUGCGGACGUACACAUCUUCCUAGCAAAAGGCUGGAAUGAGCCAUAUCCAGGGCGACAAGGAAAACUUGCCGGCUCAAUAUGCUGGAGCCUUGACAGCUGCGACUAUGAGGACAUCUGGUUCUCAAAUACGCCAGAGGACAACUACUGCGACUCGGUCACGCAGGGAGCGGCAAGCGGCGUUGCUCAGAUGACUGCAUAUGCUCAGAGAUGCCCCGACUCGAAACUCGUGCUGUCAGGGUACUCGCAAGGCGCGAACGUUGCCGGCGACAUCAUCGGUGGCGGUGGUGGACCAUUCGGCACUCCUAGCUGCGAGAUUGGAUGGAGCGCUGGUCUUAGCCGCAACUCAAGCCCAGGCAACAAGAUUGCUGCAGUCCUCCUUUUCGGUGAUACCCGUCAUGUUGGCGGCAAACCUUACAACCACCUGAACGGGGCUUCCAUCUCAUCCUGGAACCCUCGCACGCCGGAGGCUCUCGUACAGUUCGAUACGUACGCAGAUCGUAUUCGAUCAUUCUGCGUUCAGUCGGAUGCUGUAUGUGCCGCGUCUGGGCCAGGUCCGUUUGUCGACGACGAUCAUCUCAACUACUUCGAUCGAUAUACCGACGAGGCUGCUGGUUGGGUCCGGUGGCGUUUGACGCAGCAAUGA